GUUGUACCCGAGAUUGACAUGCCUGGACACACAGGAUCGUGGGCAGAAGCUUACCCUGACAUUGUGACUUGUCCAAACAUGUUCUGGUUGUCUAAUGGAGGCAACAUACCACUUGCAGCUGAACCAGGAACCGGUCAACUUAAUCCCUUGAACCCAAAAACCUAUCAAGUUGUCAAGAAUGUCAUCCGUGACACUAUUGCCAUGUUUCCUGACACAUUCUAUCACGCGGGAGCGGAUGAGAUAAACCCAAAUUGUUGGAACAUCGAUCCAUCCAUCCAAAAGUUUGUCUCUGACAAUGGGACACUAAGUCAACUACUUGAAACCUUCAUUAAAUCCACUUUGCCUUACAUUGUCUCCUUAAACCGAACCGUUGUCUACUGGGAAGAUGUUCUACUGAGUGCUGACAUCAAAGUGACACCCUCUUCUCUUCCCAGAGAGAAUGUCAUCUUGCAGACAUGGAACAACGGGCCUAAUAACACUAAAAGAAUUGUCAAUGCUGGAUAUCGUGUCAUCGUGUCAUCAUCUGACUUUUUUUACUUGGAUUGUGGGCAUGGGGGUUUUCUUGGAAACGAUAACCGGUAUGAUCAGCCACCUGGAACUGACCAGGGUAACGGUGGAUCGUGGUGUAGUCCCUUCAAAACAUGGCAGCUUAUUUACAACUAUGACAUAACGUAUGGAUUGAGCGACAAGGAGGCUAAAUUAGUGUUGGGAGGAGAAGUGGCAUUAUGGUCUGAACAAGCAGAUGCAACAGUUUUGGAUUCUCGUGUUUGGCCUAGAGCUUCAGCAAUGGCUGAAUCUUUGUGGUCCGGGAAUACGGUUGAAAUGGGGAAGACAAUGAAGAAGAGGUCUGGAGAGGUUACCAAUAGGUUGAAUGAAUGGAGGUACAGGAUGGUUUCCCGGGGUAUAGGCGCUGAACCGAUCCAACCACUCUGGUGUGUCAAAAACCCUGGAAUGUGUGACGCAGUUUACCCAUUUUCUGCUUAAACAAUAAGGUCAUGUGAUCUUUUGCUCAUCACGGCUGCUCUCUAGUAAAUUCUGCUUCUCUCUAUCUGUACUAGUAACUCACCCGUGCGAUGCACGGUGUAGGGAUGCACGAUUUGAGCUAUUUUCUUCAAUAGUUAGUAAUAAUUUUUAUCUUAAAGCGUUAUGAAGUGAGAAAAUUGUAAAAUAUGGAGUAAAAUGAGAUAAUUCCUAGCGUAAAAUAAAUCAUGUGUGG
Cuscuta epithymum is the source of this 1216-nucleotide messenger RNA. NCBI's taxonomy places the organism in Eukaryota, Viridiplantae, Streptophyta, Magnoliopsida, Solanales, Convolvulaceae. The record is from the annotation of a GenBank genome assembly.